Eimeria maxima is the source of this 1374-nucleotide messenger RNA. RefSeq lists its product as hypothetical. The transcript is spliced from 8 exons. The coding region runs from base 1 to 1374 and encodes 457 amino acids. Lineage: Eukaryota; Apicomplexa; Conoidasida; Eucoccidiorida; Eimeriidae. The record is from RefSeq and is a predicted model, not a curated record.
AUGAAGCCUUUGGAUGCAGAAGUUGACCGAUACUCCACCGCUGUUGCUGGAGCAGGAGCUUCUGCUCUUGGCGAUGCGGCAGCAGCAGAUCAAGUGCCGGCUACAAGAGGGGCAGCAAUGGCAGCAACAAGGGCAUCAGCGAUAGAGACAGAAACGACUUCAGUAGCCGCAGCAGCAGCACUAGCUGACGUUUUGGGAGAUCUUCCGUCAGCCAAGCAAUUCUCAGAAGCAACCGGGAGGCCAGCAGAACCGGGGGACACAUCAACAGCCGCAGCAGCAGCAGCAGCACCCGAAGAAGGAGCGACAGUAGGGGUAAAAGCAUCUGUGCCAGGAGGGCCAGAUCUAUUUGGUUCGGGCGACGACGCGAGUGCCGACGCCUCUUUGGCGAGUGAUGAGGAUUUGUUCGGAGAUGACUUGUCUCCAGUUGCCUCUGCUGCAGAGAUAGCAGCAGCAGAGGCAACAGGAACCUCAGCAACAGCUGCCGCAGGAGCAACAGCAGCAGCAGCAGCAGGGGACUCAGAGAUGGGGUUGGCAGACGACGCUGUUGCAGAUGGUGGUGAGCAGAUGGGGAAGUUUGUGUUGGAGGAUCGAGCAAAAAAGGCAACUGAAGACCUGCCACUGCAGCACCUGGAGCUCGAAAGUACAAAGGCUCCGAAGUUUGCUAAUGGCAGCUCUAUAUUGACGUGGAGAGUCCCGCCUGUGCUCUCCCUCAUCACUGCAGCUGAUCAGAAGCUGCAGCAGCAAGGCUUUGCUAUCAAGUUCGCCUACGACAAAGAUGCAGCAGCUGCAGGAAAGCCAGCAUAUGGGAGCAACUGCCAGCUGGUGCAGUUUAGCGACGACUCCUACUGCCUCUUCGUGGACGACAAAGGCUUUGAAUGCAACGUCAGGAUCAAGAACGAUGUCUCUUACAUCUUCGAGUCAAAAGGGGUGUGUGAUUCAGUUUUCCAUUGGAUGCGGGGAGCCAUGUGUAGUGUACUGACAUCAUACAAGCGACUGCAAGUCGCCAUGCCCGCAGGCCUCGGAUCUGGGACGCUGUUUUCAAAGGGGAGACAAACAAACAGAGAACCAAUCAAGAGCAAAACGACCAUCACAGCAACCGAACUUCUCCAGCUGGCAGAGACAGCUGAGCAACAGUCGUAUCUAUCUCGUCAGGAGACCGCAAGAAGCCGUCGGGUCGUGGUGGAUUCUCAGAAGGGACUGACAAGGUGCUUCCUUGAAGCGGACGACUCCCAGCAAGAAGAUAACCAAGCAACAAGGACAGCAGGCGCAACAGCAGCAAGUGAACUGUACGGCCUGCCUGAUGCAGGUGCUUCUCUUGAGAAGAUAAAGGAGAGAUUUAAGCGCAGACGAUUCCUUGGAACACCCAAAGCCUGA